AUGAAGGAUAAACCCGUGAAAGGUAACAAAGUGAACAGUAUCACAGUGAAGGAAAACCCCGUGAAAGGUAACAAAGUGAAAUAUAUCACAGUGAAGUAUAAUCCCAUGAAUGGGUACAAAGUGAACAGUAUGAUAAUGAAGAAUAACCCCGUGAAAGGUAGCAAAGUGAACAGUAUCACAGUGAAUGAUAACCCUGUAAAAGGUAACAAAGUGAACAGUAUCAAAGUGAAGGAUAACCCCGUGAAAAGUAACAAAGUGAACAGUAUCACAGUAAAGGAUAAUCCCGUGAAAGGAAAAAAAGUGAAUAAUGAAAUGAAGGAUAACCCCGUAAAAUAUAACAAAGUGAACAGUAUCACAGUGAAGGAUAACCCUGUAAAAGGGAAAAAAGCGAACAAUAUCACAGUGAAGGAUAACCCCGUGAAAGGUAAUAAAGUGAACAGUAUCACAGUGAAGGAUAACCCCGUGAAAGGUAACAAAGUGAACAGUAUCACAGUGAAGGAUAACCCCUUGAAAGGUAACAAAGUGAACAGUAUCAAAGUGAAGGAAAACCCCGUGAAAGUGAAGAUAAACCCCGUGAAAGGUAACAAAGUGAACAGUAUCACAGUGAAGGAUAACCCCGUGAAAGGUAACAAAGUGAACAGUAUCACAGUGAAGGAUAAUCCCGUGAAAUGGAAAAAAGUGAACAGUAUCACAGUGAAGGAAAACCCCGUGAAAGGUAACAAAGUGAAAUAUAUCACAGUGAAGAAUAAUAUCAUGAAAAGGAACAAAGUGAACAGUAUGAUAUUGAAGAAUAACCCCGUGAAAGGUAGCAAAGUGAACAGUAUCACAGUGAAGAUAAACCUUCGUGAAAGGAACAAAGUGAACAGCAUCAUAAUGAAGGAAAAUUCCGUGGCAGGUAACAAAGCGAACAUUAUCACAGUGAAGGAUAACCCUGUUAAAGGUUACAUUAUGAACAGUAUCAAAAUGAAGGAUAACUCCGAGAAAGGUAGCAAAAUAGACCAGUAUCACAGUAAGGGUAAAACAACCCGUGGAAGUAUCACAGUGAAGGAUAACCCCGUGAAAGGUAACAAAGUAAACAGUAUCACAGUGAAGGAUAACCCCGUGAAAGGUAACAAAGUAAACAGUAUAACAGUGAAAGAUAACCUCGUGAAAGCUAACAUAGUGAACAAGGUCACAGUGAAGGAUAACCCCGUGAAAGGUAACAAAGUAAACAGUAUCACAGUGAAGGAUAACCCCGUGAAAGGUAACAAACGGGAACCUGUGAACGGUAAUACAGUGAACGAUUACACGGUAAAUGAUAACUUGGUGAACAAUAACCCCGUGGAAGGUUACACUGUGACUGAUAACAUAGAUGAUGAUUACUCACUGAACGAUUCCUCUGUCAAUGGCAACACAAUGAACUCUAACCUUGUGAACGGUAACGCAGGCUGGUGA
Molecule: messenger RNA, 1434 nt
Organism: Mizuhopecten yessoensis (Yesso scallop)
Lineage: Eukaryota; Metazoa; Mollusca; Bivalvia; Pectinida; Pectinidae
Exons: 8
Coding region: 1-1434 (477 amino acids)
Biological process (GO): negative regulation of protein sumoylation
Molecular function (GO): calcium ion binding
Source: RefSeq, a predicted model, not a curated record